UAAACAACUAAUCACUUAGUAAAAUGUUAAAAGGUUUUGGUUUUAUCAUCCUGAGGUCCUAUUUAUUUAUUUGUCAAAGAGGUGAUUUAAAAUCUGCCCUACUGUAACCUUUACGGUGUGUGACUUUACGUUUAGUUUUAGGUUAACAUAAGGGUAAGGGUUGGGGUUAUAUUAUAUAUAAUAGGCUUGUAAUUGUGAUUGGUGGGGUAGACUGGCUGGACGCAUCCUGUCAUUAAGUGAAAAGUACGUGUGUGCGCGUGCGUGCGUGCGCACUCGGUGUAGGCGUAUCAUGGCAACAAGUUGUAAACUAACUGUCUAUGUUUGUGAAUUAUAAAACAUGGCGACGCAGAGAGAGAAAGACGUCGUCGAUUAUCUCGAGAAACACAAAAUUUUCGAGCUCAUGGAAAACCUGACCAGCAUGCUCUUCUUUUACAGACCUGAAAAUCCCAGAGAGUUUCUCAUUGAGCAGCUGGAACAGCUGAAGAUGUCUCAGCAGAAUGGUGUGGACGGACCGAAUCUGUUCAACAACUCCAACCUGGAUGCAGUCUUCGGGAUACUGGACCCCGCUAAUAAAAAAUACAUCACUUUUGCCCAAUACAAGCAUGGAUUCAAGGCCUGCAGAGAUGCUCAGCAACAUACAAACAACUGUGAACUUAUGUUUGAUGUUUUCUUCCACUCAGCUGAUAUGUUAUUUAACGCAUGGUAUAGUGUUGAUAUGUAUUUGGAAGUUUUCAUUGGGCUGGGUAUUAUGUUAUAAAAUGAGCACAUUUUAUAUAAUUAUUGUUAUUAAACUUGUAAUGUUAGUAUGGAUUCUGAUUGAGUUAGUUUCAUUCAAGUAUUUGCCAGCUUUUUUACACUAAAGUUAACAGUAUAUUUUUGAGGAAUUUCUUCUAAAAACUGAAGGAUCCUAUGCCCUUAAGAAAUAUCACCAUGUCGAGGUGCAAUAUGUGAUGAGAUACAACUGUUUAUUAAGAACUCUUAGAGAAGUAUAGGAUAACAGAGUACAGAGAACAGGUAUUUUUCAUCCUAAGUCUACAUCCUCACUCAGCCUCCCAGUUCUGAAUUAUUAAUUGCCCUUUCUACUCUUAUUGAAAUAAAACAAAACACUUUUCCCAUUAUUUUAAGCUUAAACUAUUGGAGACAGU
Etheostoma spectabile (orangethroat darter) is the source of this 1145-nucleotide messenger RNA. RefSeq names its product EF-hand calcium binding domain 10 (gene efcab10). The record is from RefSeq and is a predicted model, not a curated record. Lineage: Eukaryota; Metazoa; Chordata; Actinopteri; Perciformes; Percidae. Bases 338 to 757 code for a protein of 139 amino acids. The transcript is spliced from 3 exons.